Molecule: messenger RNA, 9597 nt
Organism: Bombina bombina (fire-bellied toad)
Lineage: Eukaryota; Metazoa; Chordata; Amphibia; Anura; Bombinatoridae
Gene: MED13L
Product: mediator complex subunit 13L
Biological process (GO): regulation of transcription by RNA polymerase II
Cellular component (GO): mediator complex
Molecular function (GO): transcription coregulator activity
Source: RefSeq, a predicted model, not a curated record
CGCCAUUGCUGCUGUCAGAGAGGCGAAGCUCCGGUCAGUGUGUGUGAGAGAGGGAUAGAGGAGAACGGUGACUGAGGCCAUAGACUCAAGUCCGGUACCGAGCCCCGCCCCCGGGCUGCCCACUACCCAUUCUGCCCUGGGCAUAGGCUUCGGGCACCGUGCAACCAGGCAGCCUGCGGCCUCUUCUGUGACACGGUGCCCGGGAACUCUUAGAGCUUCUCUGUUGGGCCCUGGCAUCGGAACCUGGCAGCUUCCCUACCAUCUGAUUGGCACACACCGGACAUAGAAGGAUUCUGGCCUACCCUGGCACCCAACGCACCGGCCACCUGGGUAUUCACACAUUGUUACCCUCCCCCGGAGUUGCUUGCAUUGCAUUCCCUGACAAGCAGGGGGAGGCCGCGGCGCUUCCUUCCUCUCCCAUCCCGCGGGCCGCCUCCAGCAGCUCCCAUCCCCCACCCGGGUGACUCAUAUCCCCGCGCCGGAUUAGCAGGAUAGUCCGGGCUGCGGCCUGCUUUGCCGGGACAUGGUUAUCUGCACUCGGUUACCUUUCUGAUCUUCAGGAGGCCCCUGGUUUCCCGCGGAUUGCUAGGCUACUCGUUUAGGAGUAUCAUCCUGACUCACAGCUUCCUCCAGCUAGGAUCAGAUCCAGAGGUUUAGGUUUCAGACAUGCCCAGCUUUGGUAGCCAGACUCCCGGAGGAUCAUGACUGCGGCGGCGAACUGGGCGGCCAACGGGGCGAGCCUGGAGGACUGUCACUCUAACCUCUUCUCAUUGGCUGAGCUCACUGGCAUAAAAUGGCGCCGCUACAAUUUCCAUGGCCAUGGGGACUGCAGCCCAAUUAUCUCUGCUCCAGCCCAGGAUGACCCAAUCCUGUUGAGCUUCAUCCGAUGCCUACAAGCUAACUUGCUCUGCGUGUGGAGACGCGAGGUUAAACCAGAGCGAAAGGAACUUUGGGUCUUCUGGUGGGGGGAUGAGCCAAACCUUGGAGAUGUGAUACACCAUGAACUGCUGCUGAUUGAAGAAGGGCUUUGGGAAAAUGGUCUCUCUUACGAGUGUCGGACAUUGCUAUUCAAAGCCAUCCACAACCUUCUUGAAAGAUGCAUAGUAGACAGGGUUUUUAUUCAAAUCUGUUUGUGGUUUUGCAAGCCAUGUGAAAAAAGAGGGCGACCCCUAUCAAAGAGUGAGAACCUUUCCUGCUCCUUCACUUUUUUUCUUCAUGGGGAGAGCAAUGUAUGUACAAGUGUUGAGAUUGCUCAGCACCAGCCCGUGUAUCUCAUCAACCAGCAGCAUCUUCAACUAGCUCAGACCUCCCACACCCCUUGUCAAGUGAUUCUUAGUCCUUAUGGGCUAAGUGGCACGUUGACUGGCCAUGCUUACAAGAUCUCUGACCCCACCACUCGCAAGUUGCUGGAAGAAUGGCGUCCCUUCUACCCAACUGUGUUACGAGCAAGGAAGGAGCAGCGUGAGGAUAUGGAGUUGGCAUUUGAUGAGGAUUUCCCUGCGGCCGUAGAAGUUAUUGUGGGUGGUGUUCGAAUGGUGUAUCCCUCUGCAUUUGUUCUUAUUGCGCACAGUGACCUGCCACAUCCUGUCAGUGUGGGAAACACCGGGCACAACAGCAUAAAUGGGCAGCAGAACGUAAUUUCUCAAGACCCCAGCCCAUGCAGGAUGCCUCUUACUCCACCAACCUCACCUGAUCAAGCCACUCGAGCAGAUGUACGGGGAACUGCAGCAAACUUUUCUGGCCACUCUGUAGGGGAAGCAGCCCCGCAAACAAUGCAUAGCCCCAAACGGAGUGGGAGGCGCUGCCAAAGGCUCCGCGGCCAUCUGGUACAGAGAGGAUGGAGGGAGUGCAUCGUAAAUAGAAGCCAGCCAAAGGUUACUGCACUUAACCAGCAAGAGGAGGAGGUACCAACCACCAAGGCACCGUGGGAUUUUGUAGAUUCCACCCAACGAAUAAGCUGUUUUUGUUCAAGGCACAAACUCUCCAAACAACGUCCUGCAACCAGUGCCAGUCGCCCUCCAUCAGUUUCCCAGCCGGUUGUUGGUGGGACACCCUCAUCUGGGAAUACUAACCUUCCUCCAUCUGCCUCUUCUAAGCACAAACCAAGUGAUCGGCAGGAUAAAUCUGAGAAGCUGCAGAAAAAGAUUACCACUCCAUUUCACCACCGCCCCUCACCCACAGACAGUGAGCAGUGUUUGUCGCAGGACUCUGCUGUUCAGCAAAGGCAAAGUGCAGAGCCUAUAACUGGAACACCACCAAGCCGGCAGUUCCCAACCCUACCAUCUACUGGAGAUAUGGACCAGUUGUUACCAGUACACCCCACUGACUCCCCUCACUCACCUGCUUCCCCAAUGCCACCCACUCUUAGUCCUCAGCCACCCCCUCAGGAUGUGGAGAUCCCUGAUCCAGAGACAGCAGCAUGUAGCUCUUCUUUGUACCCUAAUGGGCUAGAGAUGCAACCACUUGAUGACAGGACGAUAAUGUUGCCUGGUCUAAACUUGCCCAUGAUGGCUGAAUUGAGUGAAACUAGCUUAUACUGUGCGGGGCUUCCCCAGAACCGGCAAACUGGAGACAGCUGGCAGGGAUACAGGCUUCCAGUUAUAGGCAAUAAUGAUUUCCGGCCACCCGAGUUCCAAGGGGAGUGGUAUGAAGGCAAGCAGGAACUGGGAGCUGAAAGCACUGCUCUGAAGAGACUACUAGCUCACCCGAACAAACGUUUCAAAGUAUUGGAUGAAAAGCGGCAGGUUCCGCCUGACCACCUUAAUUACUUGGACCAGCUUCCCAUGCUCCCGUGCGAAGGCUUUGGGGAUUCCACAGAUCCUUACACCUUUGAAGAUGGUGAUAUAAAGUACAUAUUUGCUACAAACAAAAAAUGCAGGAUGGGAGCAGAGAGAGACCCCUCACGAAAAAUGAAGGUUGAUGAAGGGUUUGAAAAAGAUGUUUCAACAGCAGAACACACUGUACCAGUGCCUGAGGGGAAAGAUGCAAUGUCCAUUUUUAGCCCCUCGUCAAAAUCAGACCCGCGGCAGGACCGGGGGGUUGCCGCCAGCCUCACACAAGUCACAGAUCUGGCUCCCUCUAUCAAUGACCUGGAUAACCUUUUUGAUAACUCAGAGGAUGAAGACCUGGUUGGUUCACCAGGAACUAAAGCAAUGAAGGUACCUACAGGAGGGGUUGACGAUCGAGGCCUGGGGAAAGAUGGAAGAACAGCUGUUCCCACAGCUGCUGACUUACAAAGGAUGUUUCCCACUCCUCCUUCGCUGGAGCAGCAUCCUGCUUUCUCCCCCAUCAUGAUGUAUAAAGAUGGUGUAGGCUCAGAAACAGCAGCAGCUCUUGGUAUGAUGGAGAGUCCAAUGGUCAGUCUUGCCUCCAUGCAACAUUUGGAUUUUAAGAUGGAAGUGGAGGAAGGGCUGUGCAGCCCAAAGCCCGAGGAGAUCAAGGAUUUUUCAUAUGUACACAAUGUUCCCACUUGUAAGCCCAUUGUUGGUUCCUCCAUGUUUGCUCCUUUAAAGUCUUUGCCCAGUCAGUGCCUACUGUCCUUGAAGAUACCAGAUGCCUGUGUGUACCGGCCAUCCUGGGCAGCUCCGCCAAAGAUACAGCACCUGCCCCUUGCUGCUACUUUCAGCAGGGAUGGCUACAUGAACGUGCCGAGUGUAGGAAGUCUGACAGAUCCAGAUUACUUACAGUUGAACACUCCUCAGACUAACACACCGCUUGCUCCAUGCAGCACUACUCCAGCCAGUAAUAGUGGUGCUGGGGGGGUCCUUCCUUCCCCAGCGACUCCUCGAUUUUCUGUUCCUACACCCCGCACGCCAAGGACUCCAAGGACUCCGCGUGGUGGUGGGGGAACCAGCGGCCAAGGCUCUACUAAGUAUGACAGCACUGAUCUUUGCUCGCCAGCCUCCACACCAUCAACCACGCGACCACUGAGCUCUGUGGAGCCACCAAGCAGUCACCCAGCACCAGAGGCUCACAGCCUGUAUGUUACCUUACUUCUCUCUGACUCUGUUCUUAAUAUUUUCAAAGACAGAAACUUUGACAGUUGCUGCAUCUGUGCCUGUAAUCUAAAUAUCAAAGGAUCAGAUGUAGGAAUUUACAUCCCAGAUACAUCAAAUGAAGACCAGUACCGCUGCACUUGUGGGUUUAGCGCAAUUGUCAAUCGUCGUCUUGGCUAUAACUCUGGCCUGUUCAUAGAGGAUGAAAUGGACAUCUUUGGAAGGUCAUCAGAGGUGGGACAGGCAGUGGAGAGAAGACUUAAUUUAAAAGAGGCUGCUCGUUUGGGCCAGGAACCUACUCCAUCUGGCUUGCUGCUGUUCCUUCAGAGUCAAUGCACCCGGCCUUUUAUUAACAGUGUUAGCACUUGGGGUCUUUCAAGUGACCAGGGAGAGUAUUUUAUUGAGGGGCCCAGCUGGAGAUAUGACAAGGUCCGAGCAGAGAGCUCGGAUGCCUGGCCAGAAUGUUUGAAUGCACUGGAACAGGGGAGGCAGUAUGUGGACAAUCCCACAGGAGGAAGAGUGGAUGAGGGUCUGGUCAGGAGUGCUACCUUUCAUCUUUGGCCCCACAGUAACGUGCUGGAUGUAAGCAUGCUGCCAUCGCAAGAUGUGGUGCGCAUGCUUCUCUCCUUGCAGCCCUUUCUACAGGAUGCUAUCCAGAAGAAGAGAACAGGACGGACCUGGGAAAACAUACAGCAUGUACAGGGCCCCCUGACAUGGCAACAGUUUCACAAAAUGGCUGGACGUGGAUCUUACGGUUCCGAAGAGUCUCCAGAACCUCUGCCUAUUCCCAACCUCAUGGUGGGUUAUGAUAAGGACUUUCUGACCAUUGCCCCUUUUGCUUUGCCCUUCUGGGAACGCCUGCUGCUUGAACCCUAUGGUGGACAGAGAGAUGUGGGAUAUCUGGUGCUGUGUCCUGAAAAUCCAGCAUUACUGGAUGGAGCAAAAGCAUUCUUCCGGGACCUAAGUGCAGUAUAUGAGAUGUGUCGUCUCGGCCAACACAGACCCAUUUGUAAAGUGUUAUCUGAUGGGAUUAUGAAGAUCAGCCCAUCUGGAGCAGAGAUGUCUUCUGAGGAGUCUCCCAUGGAGGAGAUGGAUAAUCAGGCACGAUUAAGGCUCUACUCUCAAACUUGCCGUCAGCAUCUUGCUCCUUACCUGUCUACUCAGCUGGACACAGCUUGUUGUUACCAACCCAAAGGCCAAGCACCCCUAUUGUACAAGGCAUUCCCCAGCCCUUCCUGUGCACACAACCUUCCCUUCAACUCUACUCCCAAUGGAACAGGUACUACUCCUUUGCUACCAUCAUCUCUAUCAGUGCCUGUUGGGAAUAACUCUGCUGCCUACACCUUCGGGAUUCAGAGCAGUUGCCAGACACAGAAUCCUCCCACCCUAGUGAUCGAUCUGUAGGGGAAUCAGCCUGUCGUUUGAAGGGAGCCCAAUCAGCAAUCUACACAGCAGGAUGUUCCUGAGAAUACCACAGAGCGUGACAGAAUUGGCAUCCCUACAGAGGCAGAGUCAGCUGGAGGGCUCACUUCAUUCCCUACUGUAGUUAUAUACAUGGUGGACCCGUUCACAUACACAGAGGAUACAGAAACACAUACUGGGAACUAUUGGUUGCUGGGCCUCAUUCGAUGCUUCACAGACAUGUUGGAGAGCUUACCAGAGCAAAUGCGCAAUGCCUGCAUUUUGCAGGUGGUGCCUUGCCGAUAUCUUCUGCAUACAGUAAAUGAUGAGCAGAUCUCCUAUAUCCAGCACUUGAAAUCUCUAGCAUUUUCUAUUUACUGCCAGUGCCGACGGCCAGUAGCCUCACAGAUACCGAUUAAGCCACUGACUGGAUUUGGACCAUUGGCUGCUCUAAAUACAAUACUCAGGAACCCAGAGCAACCUUUCCCUGGACAGCUGUAUUCUCCACCCUUCCUACUUGCUCCCAUUAAGGACAAGCAGACAGAGCUUGGGGAGUCUGGUGAGGCCGGACAGAAGUAUAAUGUUCUGUUUGUUGGGUACUGCCUGUCUCAUGACCAGCGCUGGCUGCUGGCUUCCUGCACUGAUCUCCAGGGAGAGCUGCUGGAGACCUGUAUGGUGAAUAUUCAUGUGCCAAACAGGUUUCGUCGCAGCAAAGUAUCUGCACGGAAAAUUGGUCUCCAGAAACUAUGGGAGUGGUGUGUGAGUAUCGUGCAAAUGACAUCAAUGCCUUGGAGAGUAGUGAUUGGGCGACUUGGACGACUGGGUCACGGAGAGUUGAAAGAUUGGAGUAUUCUUCUUGGAGAGUGCUCUCUACAGACAAUCAGUCGUCAGCUAAAAGAGACGUGCAGAAUGUGUGGAAUAUCUUCUGCUGACUCGCCAUCUAUAAUUAGUGCCUGCCUCGUAGCUAUGGAGCCGCAGGGAUCAUUCAUUGUAAUGCCUGAUGCAGUAACCAUGGGCUCAGUGUUUGGUCGCAGCACAGCUUUGAAUCUCCAGACCUCUCAGCUCAGCACGCCCCAGGAUGCCUCCUGCACACACAUCUUGGUGUUCCCCACUUCCGCCACCAUCCAAGUUGCUCCUGCCAAUUACCCCAAUGAGGAUGGUUUUAGUCCCACCAAUGAAUAUAUGUUAGACCUGCCCUUUCCAGACGAUAUGGACAACGACAUAGGAAUAUUAAUCACAGGGAACCUUCAUUCACCUCAAAAUUCCUCACCAGGCUCUCCCACUGGCAUUGGCGUUGGAUCUCACUUUCAGCACAGCCGAAGUCAGGGUGAAAGGCUGCUUUCCCGGGAGGCACCAGAAGAACUAAAGCAACAGCCUCUGGCACUGGGAUAUUAUGUGUCCACAGCCAAAGCUGAAAACUUGCCUGAGUGGUUCUGGUCCUUCUGUCCCCAAGCAAAAAGCCAGUGUCCCCUCUUUUUGAAGGCUUCUCUGCACCACCACAUCUCUGUAUCUCACAGUGAUGACCUUGCUCCAGCUCGCACUUCCCAGCGUGUCCAUCAUCCCCUGGACUCCAAGACUACAUCUGAUGUACUAAGGUUUGUUCUGGAGCAGUACAAUGCACUCUCGUGGUUGACUUGUAGCCCGGCCACUCAGGACCGCACUUCCUGCCUGCCAAUUCACUUUGCUGUGCUCUCACAGAUGUACAACCUGGUGAUGGACAUUCUCUGAAUAGAUUCAAUCAGCUCUCUUCAUGGUCAUCGGACCUACAGCCAGCAGUCUGAACAUCCAACAAGUGAUCAACAGGUUCGUCGACUCCUGCAUCAGGACAUCUCACAUCUUUAACUGUGAAGUGCUAACUUGAUCACAAGAGUAAAUAUCGUGCACAAAAUAGUUUUCUGUGCAACACAACAGAAAAAGAUGUACACUAAGAAGCAACAGAAUCAGCCGCAUCACUUUAAACUUAAAAGGGAUAGUGAGUGGAACCUGUGGAGAUACAAGAGGAAAUCAUGUUCAGUUAUGAAGUGAGACUGAGGCUUGAGUUGGCCAGUGUCACAGCUGCAUUCAUAAGGAGGAGUACAGAAGUUGUCAAGGAAGCCAUGUCGUUAACUACAAAACUACAGCAGCAGAGCUUGGAAAGAACUUGCUUGCUGAGAGACCAGACCAAACAGUAUAUGCAGCCUAUGCAAUCUUGAAUCUGUAGAAGGUGCAGCACUAAAACGGAGAAAUAAGUGUGUUUUGACAAAGCUGGGCAAAUCUCACACAUAAUUGUUCAUGCAGAACCUACUGCACAUGCUACAAACAUAUCAGGUCAAAUAUAAUCCAUUUUGCAACCUGUAAUAUCAUCUGUCGCUUGAUUUCUUCCAUUGCUGCCAGAGGGCCCCACAUAAUAAACCGCAGUCAUGUAUCCACAGUUUUAGCUAAAACUAAAUCUAAUGUGUAUUCUCUUGUGCUUGAUGUGGUGACACUGUACCCUGCUUUCUUAGCUUUAGGUGAGGUAUAAAAUGCUCUAUUGUGCUAAAAUCCUUAUUUUAAAGAGCUGGUCACUAAUAAAAAAAAAAAGUUAGUCUAGGGAGCAGUUACUAAUUGCAGAAUAUGGCUGUGGAUCGAUGUAGACUAUUAUCACAAAUUUACGCUAGAGAUAAGACAUAGCAAAUUAGUUCCUAUUAAUGAAUUUAACUGUGUACUAAGAUUUACUAAUUUUGGUCCAAAUACAUAAUUACUUAAUGAGACACAUGGUGAUGCUCUUUCAGCGUGUGAUGCCUCAUGUUUGCACAGUGGUGCUUACGGCCACAAACACUAUUGGAGGGCUGGAUGUUGACCUUGAGACAUAGUUGGGCAUCCCUUUUAUAGAGCAUUUUAUUACUGUGUUACAGCAAUCACUGCAAAGGGUUUAUACAGUUAUAGUAAAGAGUGGCAAUGCAGUUUUGCUCCAGAAAUGAGCGUGGCCAGUGGUUGUCGGUAUUACAGCAUAUUAUAAUUUCUACUUUAUGUCCCUUUUAAAGUGAGAAGUCAGUACUCCAAAAUGGUCUACUGGAAUGAACCAGAUAAGAGGCCUCUAGUAGAAACAAUGUAUUAGCUAGGUUAUGGCUUUAGUAUGUAGGUGGAGAAUAAGUAAAUUAUACUUUAUAAAAAUGUCUCUAAAGACUAAUACAAAGUAACUAGUCUUUAAACAUUACAUUAUCAUUAGAUAAUUCCCCCCUGGCAGCCAUAGAAGAUGAAUCACUUCAGCAAUGUCUUUUGAUCUUGGUGUUAUGCAGAUGACUUAAAAACCACUAGUCAUAUGUUUGUAAUUCCAUCUUUUUGCCCAUGCCUGCCUGUUUUAGGGGCUAGUAAAAAAUGCAAUUUAAAAUAUCGAACACACGGCUCAAAUUUAGUGUGCAAGCAUCUACAACAUACUUUUUUUUUUUUUAUUAUUAUUAUUAUUUUUUUUUAAUUGUUCUUCCCCAUUGGAGUCAUUUGCCAUGUAAAGGAGGGAUUGCACAGGGACUGUUAUCCUUGUGAGUUUUGGUCAGUUUUAAAAGACAAGCAAUACAAAUGGUUUAUUUAAAAGAAAAAAUCAUCAGACACAACACUGAACUGGGUUGUCAAUGACACAACAAAACUGGACACUGACCCCAGUUUUUUCUGGAUGUUUCAACACUUUAACUUUCAGAUUUUUCAAAUUUUACUUCAACUGUCCCACAAAUUACGGGAGAAAAAAAGAAGCCAAUGUCUGAUAUAUGACAAAGAUUAAAGAAUAAUGUAUUUGUACAUAAAAAUAUAUAUCAAUCUUUUUUUAAAAAAAUAAUGUAAAAGUUGUACAUUUUUUCGAUGAACCUAAAUUUUUCUUUCCUUUUUUUAAAAUAAGCAUUUACCGGCUGUGUUUUUUCAUUUUAUAUAUAAAAUAUAUAUAAAUAUAUAAAUAUAUGUAAACACAUUUACAGAUAUCUAUAAAUAGUCAUAAAUUUUGAAAGAUGGGAAAAUAAUCCUCUGCAGAAAAGGAAGGAAAAAAGUAAACAAAUCUUUUUGGAGUUACAUAAAUUUUAAUCCCACAUCUGGUACCUCACACACAAAAGAAGACUUUGAUAAAAAAAAUAAAAAAAUAAAAUAUGAAGUUAAAGAAACUAGUUCUUCGAUAAAAAUGUAUACCUUGUGAACAAAAAAGGUCUAUACUUUUACACACUUUUUUAGAUGAAUAAAUUAUUGAUUUAUUGAUACCAGA